AUGGUGAUGCUGUGCUUCGUUUUGGAUCUGCGAAGCCUGUCGCCUCCAUUGCUUCGAGACUUAAAACAAUCGUUACUGCAACUCGCAAAUUUCUACGCCAUUUCGACUCCGAUCAAUGAUCGAACACACUCGAAGCCCCUGCGUGAUCGCAUUGGACUGUGCUACGUGUUCAAAAGUAGAAUUUCUGGCGCAGAUGAGCUGAAGGUUGCAUAUAAUCCAAGAGGAAACUUCAGCCUCCGUGAUUUCCACGAUGCCGUCAACAACUUGCCUACCGAUGCCUUCGCACCUGAACUUAACACUUCUGGAGCUCUCUGUUGUGACGAUGUGAAACUUUCGACUGUUCUGAGUGAUGAAAUUUUGUAUUCGUGGGGAGUAAAUGAGAAAGAUAUCACAAGAAAAGUGAUUAUGAUCAGCUCGUGUCUUGUUGAGAAUCUAGAUCCCGUCACUAGAAAAACUCUCAUGGAUGCGGCAGACAAGUGUAUUUCGGUGGAAUUUGUUUUGUUGGAGCAAAUGUCAAACCACCUUGGUGAUACUACACAGAAUAUUAACAGCUUUGUAAAGCAGAUCUGUUAUCUUGAGAACUGCUCAUUUCGAGGAUACCUUCCAGUAACUGUACCUGUCAUUGGUGUUAUCACAAAGACAUGCAGGUGUCAUGGCAUUCCAUUAAAUGACGCCCAUGGCAAGAAUAUCGACGAGUCUUCUUCUUGUCCAGUCACAGGCAAUUAUCUGGAAGAAUUUGAUUUGAUUGAAAAUUCUGUAAAGGUUGGAGAAAAAACAGUACUCUUUAUGCCCUCUUCCCAAUGUUCUCUGAGGCUCCGGCAAGUUUCUUCAUCUGUAGACUUCAAUAUUAUUGAGAGGACUAACUUAGGGUCUCUAAGUGAAGUUUUUCAAGGGCUUUCCACUGCACUUCAUUCCCUUGACCAAGGUCUGGUUUGCUCUUCAAAUUGUAAUAUAGAACCUGUGGUUGUGAAAGGAAUGUUUGCUGGGCGAAGUAGUUCUGGUGAUGGUUGGCAACGGAUCGCAGGAUCAGAGGAAGUCUUGCCUGUCCCUGACGUCAGCCAAUUAAUCGAAUCUACAGUCUCUAAGGAGAUUGAACACUCUGUUCGUGCUGCUUUAUUGAAGGAAUGGCGUGUUCAUGCCUUCAAUUUUUCCCAGAUGGAAGUCGGUGACUACAAUCCAGUCCUGCAUGAGAGAGGCUUCCAUCAAAUACUAAACUCGCUUUUGAUUGGGGCUUCUGAGAUGUCCUCACAAGUUGACACCAGGAUAAUCAAGUUUGAUGCAUUGAUGUUCUUCAUACACAAAUCAAUACCUCCAAAAUUGAAAGAGUUGACCUUGGAGUCGAACUUAGUUGAGCAAGAUUCUUCAGAAGAGGCUGUACCUUCAAAGCAGGCAACUGAUGCUGUAGUCAUAGAAGAGCAAAUCCCACAGUUGGAUGUAAAGAUGAGAGAGGACAAAACUAAUGCAAGUAUAACAGAAGAAUGGGAACGGCUGAUUGUCAGUGAGGUCCCAAAGAUACAUUCGCCUACUUGUAUUUUCAGACCGAAAUUGGAUCAACCAGUGGUAUCACCACCAGAAGGUACUAGGCAACUGGAUGAGAAAACUUCGAGGAUACUAGAGAGGCUAGAGGUUCCAAGACAAUUAAAGACAAAAAUAACUUCACCCAUUGUCUCAAGUAGUGUCAGCGUGGAGACAAAGAGGCCUUUGGUACCGGUUAGGCCCAUUAUUGCUGCAGAUCAAGGCACAACAGCAAGCCAGCCAAUAAAGCCCAAUUUCCAGAGGCUAAAACGAAAACAAAGAUAA
Ilex paraguariensis (yerba mate) is the source of this 1800-nucleotide messenger RNA. The record is from the annotation of a GenBank genome assembly. Lineage: Eukaryota; Viridiplantae; Streptophyta; Magnoliopsida; Aquifoliales; Aquifoliaceae.